Messenger RNA from Trifolium pratense (red clover), 1027 nucleotides. RefSeq names its product ACD11 homolog protein. Gene Ontology annotation, molecular function: ceramide 1-phosphate binding; ceramide 1-phosphate transfer activity. NCBI's taxonomy places the organism in Eukaryota, Viridiplantae, Streptophyta, Magnoliopsida, Fabales, Fabaceae. The record is from RefSeq and is a predicted model, not a curated record. Bases 160 to 810 code for a protein of 216 amino acids. Gene Ontology annotation, cellular component: membrane; cytosol; cytoplasm. The transcript is spliced from 4 exons. Gene Ontology annotation, biological process: ceramide transport; intermembrane lipid transfer.
AUUACUAAUAAAUUUUCAUCAUUUCUUCCAUUCCGACACGCUUUGCCGACAUUCAAUAUUGUCAUCCUUUUUUGACAUUCAACAUUGUUGUUUGUUUUUGUUUUUUUAAAUAGAAACAAAAGCAUUACAAUGUUGUUGCAGUGAUUAUUAUUGUAAACGAUGGUCAGUUUUAAUAUGGAACAUUCUGAUUCAGAGAUUCCUUUUCCUCUUUCUGCCAUUACCGAAGCCUUUGAGAAUCUCUCUGAAAAGGUUAAGGGAAUCAAAAACGGUUCUACCGGACAUCUUCGUUUGGACAAUUUCUGUGAAAUUGCUUCUCUUGUUUCUGUUCUUUUUCGUUGUCUUGGUCUUGCUUUCAAAUUUGCUGAAAUGGAAUACGUUGCUAAGCUGCAUGCACUGGUGGAUGCAUCAAAGACAUUUCAGACUUUACAAGAUAUAAUUGACCAUGAUGUGGCCAAUUACACAGUGAAAACAUCAGGGAGCAAUUCACGUAAUCUACGCAGAGUUCGGCAGGGUCUUGAUCUCGUUAGAGCUAUAUUCGAACAACUUUUGUCAACUAGUGAUAGUUAUCUAAAGGAAGUGGCUUCAACAGCUUAUGCAGAGGUCUGUGCACCGUAUCACACAUGGGCGGUCAGGACGGCUGUUUAUGCUGGAAUGUAUACACUUCCGACAAGAGAACAACUUUUUUUAAAGCUCAAUGAAACAGAGCAAUCAGCAGAGAAGAAGAUGAGAAGAUACAUUUCUGCUUCACUUCCGAUCAUAGAAUACAUCGAUAAAUUGUACCUUUCUCGAAAUAUUGUAUUGGACUGGUGAGUUCACAUAUCGACAGUGAUGUGCUCCAUUACCAGUACGAUGCUUCAUUUUUUGUUAUACUCCGAUCUUUAAUGUCUGUUUCUCUGGGGCUAGUUGGAGAUUUAGGAUGUUACAAAAAGAAUAAACUAGGAUUAUACUAAAAUUGUUACUUUGAUGUAUUGUUUUCUGUAUAUACAUAUACAUAAUUUAUUUGGAGACAAAAGCAAAAGAUAGGUUA